This is a messenger RNA of Paramecium sonneborni, 691 nucleotides long. NCBI's taxonomy places the organism in Eukaryota, Ciliophora, Oligohymenophorea, Peniculida, Parameciidae. The record is from the annotation of a GenBank genome assembly.
AUGUAAUAAAUUGAAUUUCUGCUUCCAAACAGAAACAUUUUCACAUAUCAAAUUUAAAAUUAAGAUCAAGUUUAUUACAGGAACAUUUCUAAAGGUAAUAUUAAAUAAUAAUUUUUUAGAUUUGUAAUUAGAUUGCUCUGAAGAAUUUGUAGCAUUAUAUGAUUUGACUAAAAAAAAUAUAGUAAGUAAAUUAUAUCAUAAGUAAUCUAUUUAUUAAAAACUUUAGAUUAUGCCCAGAAAAACAAUAUAAAAUAUUUUAUAUGAAUUUAGCAAUUAACAUAAUUAAUGGCUAUGAGUAGAAUAUAUAGAAAUUAAAUGAUGAAAUUACAAAGUUAAAAGUAGAAAACAAAGAUUCAGUCAGACGCAAAAAUAAAAAAAAUUAAGAAAUAAAUCAAUCUUAUCAAGCAAGUUGAGAAAAAAUUAAAAGAAGCUGAAAAAGAUUUAAAAGUGAAGUAUAUUCUUUUUAAUUUAUUCAGCAACUAUCUAUUGGGAUGAUUUAUCAAAUUAAGAAUUAUUUUCACAUGUUCUCGUUAUCACUAUAAUAGGGGAAAAAAAGGCUUUUUACUAUUUGCCUAUUUACUUUGUGAACAUAAUGCUGAAUUUGUUUGGACUUAAGAUUGGACCAAAGGUUUUCUAGGAAUUCUUUAUGGAAUAACUGUAGGAUUAUUUAGCAUAUUUUAUGGUUUUUUGA